GUCAAUACAUAACUGAAAAGUAUUUUAUUUUUUGGAAGGCGUUUCUAAUGUUUCAUUUUUUGCACAUAUUCAAUAAAAAAUAGCUGCAAUCUGAUACCGCGUUGUUCAAAAUUGCCCCUGAAGAAUAUGCUGGAAUACAUUUUGCCAUAUAAGUUGUCUUAAAUUAAUCAAAAAUAAUAAUUAUGCCUUUUAAACUAAAGCUAAAGAAGUCCAAACACUACAGUGUAGUUUCAAAAAGCUUGUUUGUUAUUUCAGUCGAAAAUCUAGAUGGAACGACAGUGGAAUGUACAUUAUCCUCUGAUAGCACUGGUCAGGACUGUCUAGAUGUGGUGUGCCAAAAGCUAAGCUUGAAUCAACCCCACUUUUUUGGACUACAAUACAUUAGUCUAAAUUGUAAUAGCAACUUAUGUUGGGUAGAAUUGGAUCGUCCAAUUAAAAGACAGUUAGACAAACAUGCAAGGGGUCUUUGUGUAUAUCUAAGGGUGAUGUAUUAUGUUAUUUCUGGUGUUUUUCUCAUAACAGAUGAAGUUACCAGAUACCAUUACUUUUUACAAUUAAAACAAGAUGUAAUAGAGGGUAGAAUUUCCUGUACUCCCCGCCAGGCUAUAGAAUUGGCAAGUUAUUCAAUGCAGGCAGAAUUUGGAAACUUUAAUGCGGAACGGCAUACUUCUCACUAUUUAAAAGAUUUUCAGCUGUUUCCUAAGAGUGUUGUUGAUCCUGGGUUAUUAGAAUCUCUAACUGAAGCUGCAAGUCGUCAACAUGCUGCUCUUCUCAAUGUACCUCAAGGCACGGCUGAGGAAUAUUACAUAUGCGCUUGUCAAAAAUUGGAAGGUUAUGGGCAAGAAGAAUUUAGUGUCACAAACAAGGAGGGUGUGCAUGCUAUCUUGGGCAUUGGAUUAACAGGCAUUACUGCAACAUAUCAUGAUCAAGAUAUUAGACAUUUUCGAUGGUCAGACAUCAGUAAUGUAAUAAAUCACAAACGUGAAUUCACAAUUGAAUCAGUGGGUGGUGGAGAUAAAGUUGAAUUUGUGUUCAAUGAUGUUGAUAAUGCAAAAAGUGCUUGGAGAUUUUGUGUACUACAACAUAUGUUCUUCCGACAGUAUGAAAUGAAUAUUGGAAGUGACUUGACAGACAGGUCUCUUCCGCAACCCCCAACCUUCCAUCAAGCUUUUAGUGAAGAUAAACUGCGACAGAUAGAGAGUCAGGAAGAUAUAAAAAGUGCCUGUCACUUAUGGGACAGGCAAAUAGUAUCGUCCACACAUAAAUUGUCACAGAGAGCUCAAUCCACUUCUUGUUUGGAUUUAAAUAAACCAACAGAUAUAGAUCACCUACGUAGCUUGUUGCCUUCUUAUCGUCCAGCCCCUGAUUAUGAGACUGCUAUUCAACAGAAGUACAGAAAUUCUUCGAGUGCCAUAGCUUCACGGGAACCUCUUCAAAACACUCAUUCAAUAUUGUAUAGUUCACAGCCCGAGAUACAUCAAAUCGAGGCGUACUCAAAUCACCUGCGGUACCCAGACGUGACGCACAACAAUAUCGAACCAAAAAACUUAUUGUAUAAUUCUGGAUUUACACAAUCCCAGAUAUUAGUCACUGAAAACCAACACCCGGCGAUGAUGCAUCUAUUUAAACAUCCCCCACCUUACCCUUCUACCAGAAUAAGUUCAAAUUCCACACCCGACCUAGCUGGAAUCUCUCAACAAACCAAACUGCCUCUCCAUUUUGUUAAUAAUUUAGUAAGCGGCUCCAGUCCAGAUUUGGUAUCUGGCGGGAAUUUAUAUUUAAAACAUUACAACGAAAUGUAUCAACAUCAUCAGGCGCAUCCCAUUCACCGUUCUCAAAGUUAUUUACCGCCGCAACAUGGAACGUAUGAAAAUCUGGCUUCCAUAUUCAAUAACAACAUGUUAGGAAGACCCCAAGCGGUCAUAGUGGAAAACCCGAAUAUUACUAAACAUAUUAAAAAGGUGUAUGACGAACACGGAAAUAUAAUUUACUGUAUGCCCGCGAAUAUGAAACAAAUUCUACAAGAUAAUAGGAUUUGCGGCGACACUACAGGCUUUGUAGUGACUCGAAAUCAGAACCCGACAGUGGCCGCCCACGACCCGCGCUUGAAUGAUUCAUCCGAGCCCAUAUAUGAAAAUAUACCUUUGCCAUGGCAAAACGAUGGAGAGAUGCGCAGUAGAACGCAAAGCAUCCAUUCUGCGCCGGAGAUAAGUCAGGUUAUUAACCAAACCAUUGUUAGUAGUAUGCAAUCCCAAUUGCAGCAAAUGCGGAUAGGUAAUAGUAAGGAAAAUAUGUACGCCAACAUAAACCACGGGGAUGUUAGUGUAAAUUCGUCAAAGUCUGAAUUGAAUCCGAACUCUAGCGUGAGUGAUACCAGUAGCGUUUUGAACAGAUCGUUACAAAAUCUGAACGCAUCUCAAACAUCGUCUGGCGAAUCAAUUUUACCACGACCAGACUUAAAUAACGCAAAUAAGAAUUUAUCGAAUUUAACGAUAUUAAGUGAUAACUCUGUUGCUGAUCAUUGCAGUACCCUUAAUGAGUCCACCUUUGCCGAUUCAAGUUCCAACUCUCAUAGCAGCUCUAAUAAAAAAAAGAAAAGGUGGGGAAUUUUGAUAGGCAGGAGCAAAUCUGGAGAGAAGGAGAAAAGUGCAACUUUAGGUAGGGAGAAAAAGAAGGAAAGUGUAAAUCAAGGUCGUAAUAAACACAGAUGGUCUACCGCCCUACCCAGAUUUAAUCCUCUUCCCCCGUCUAUUAGCAAAGAAACAAUGUGUCAGCUUCUAGAAAACAAGUUAGCAGACAGUCAAUUGUUCUUCGAGUUUGAUAAAAUACCUAAGAAGAAACCAAAUGCGGAUUUUACAACUGCUUUACUUCCCGAAAAUGCAGCUUUUAAUCGAUUCAAGGACGUUCUUCCAUAUGAAGACAAUAGAUUAAGACUGACUCCAACAAAGAACAAUCGAUAUGGUUACAUCAAUGCAUCUCACAUUACGGCUACCGUGGGAAGCAAACAAAGAUUUUAUAUUGCCGCUCAAGGACCUACCAGGGUGACCUUACCCUAUUUUUGGCAAUGUGUUUGGGAAGCGGAAGUUUACCUUAUGGUGCAGCUCACAGAUCCAUCUGACGAUAUGACUUAUCUCCCCGAUGCUGAUGAAAGGUGUAUUGAUGUUGACCAGAAUUAUCAGGUGUGGUGGGAAUUUUCCCAAAGAACAGGGCAUUGCGUUACCAGUAAAAUAAGACUUUGCCACGUUGCGUCCCGAAGAUAUAGAACCAUAUGGCAUCUUCAUUAUGCCGAUUGGGGGGACCAGGGUUGUCCGAAUUCAGUGGCACAUUUUCUCGGUUUCCUCGAAGAGAUGCAAAGUGUACACCAACACUCGAUGGGUGAAAUACCCCCUGGGCAUAAUAAAAAUCCACCAAUUCUGGUUCACUGCACUGCAGGUGUCGGACGUACUGGUCUGACUAUUUUAAGUGAUUUGUUGCUGUAUACAGUUGAUCACAACCAGGAAGUUUGCAUCCCAAGAGUAGUAGGAUUACUUAGACAGCAAAGAGCUCUUAUGGUACAAAUAAUUGCUCAGUAUAGAUUUGUAUAUUCAUUGUUAAUACACUACCUAAAACAAACACGACUCAUUUAAUAAGUAAAUCAGUAUAUAUGUUUGCCAUUGCUAGUGCCUAAAAUUAAUUUGUAUUUUUGGAUAGUUUUCAGUGUGCCUUUUUACAGCACUAGAAUGAUAUGAAUUAUUAUUGUGGGGUUGUCGGAUGUAUUUAUUUUUAAUUUUUGAAUGAUUCCUAACAAAAAAAAACAAACACUCGGCAAUCCUAUUUUGAUGUUACUUUAAAUUUAACAAAUAUUUGCCAGUAUUUUCUAAAGCUGCUGUCGUCUUAAAUUUUAAAUAGUGUUGCUAAUAAUGUAGUAUCCUGCAUUGACUUUAUGUAUAAAUAUAUCAAUUUUAAUUUACUUUUUUCUCAUCAUUUUAAUGCAAGAUAUAAAGGCUGUGUAAUUGUAUUGGAGAUAUUUUAACGAUUUAUAUAGAAAUUAAUUGUGAUCCUUUUUUGGUGCCUUAAUUGUACAUACCAUUUCAAUGAAAAAUAA
Molecule: messenger RNA, 4084 nt
Organism: Cylas formicarius (sweet potato weevil)
Lineage: Eukaryota; Metazoa; Arthropoda; Insecta; Coleoptera; Brentidae
Gene: Pez
Product: tyrosine-protein phosphatase non-receptor type 14
Exons: 9
Coding region: 183-3626 (1147 amino acids)
Biological process (GO): protein dephosphorylation
Cellular component (GO): cytoskeleton
Molecular function (GO): protein tyrosine phosphatase activity
Source: RefSeq, a predicted model, not a curated record